Molecule: messenger RNA, 3036 nt
Organism: Perognathus longimembris pacificus (Pacific pocket mouse)
Lineage: Eukaryota; Metazoa; Chordata; Mammalia; Rodentia; Heteromyidae
Product: protocadherin gamma-A5-like
Exons: 1
Coding region: 449-2893 (814 amino acids)
Biological process (GO): homophilic cell-cell adhesion
Cellular component (GO): plasma membrane
Molecular function (GO): calcium ion binding
Source: RefSeq, a predicted model, not a curated record
AGGCCAUAAGCUCAAUGGUGUAUAAAACAAAACAUUUCUAAGAAAGUGGGAAAAAUCUAAUAAUUAUAUUUAUCUCAAGUUUACAUAAGUCUUUUGGUGCUUCCAAACUAAAGUUUAAUGAAACAUAAACAGUUCUGAACAAUAAUAUAUUAAAGAUAUAGCAAAAAAAUAUUGGAAAUAAAAUGUAACUAAACUGAUAAGAAAUAAAAAAUGGAAUUGAUGUAGUAACUCGUUAGGACUCUGGGCGUCGCUGUCCACCAAAUUGGGAAAGAAGCUUUCCUAGAAGCAACCGGUCUGCUGCUUUCACACUGAACACAGACCCGGGGAGAGCCGUGUAAAAAAAGCCAUCCAGCCCGUCCUGGCCAGAGAAGAAGCUCCUGCUGGCUUUCGAGCCCUAAGGGAAGCGGACACGGACCCGGGACCGAGAGAACUGACGCGGAAGACGGCAAUGGCCGGCCCCCCGGGGCGCCGGGGCCGCCGAGCCCUGCUUUGGCUCUCCAUGCUUCUGGGGACGCUGUGGGGCGCCGGGGCCGGGCAGAUCCGCUACUCCGUGCGGGAGGAGCUGGACAAAGGCUCGUUGGUGGGGAACCUGUCCGGGGACCUGGGGCUGGAGCCGCGGGCGCUGGCGCAGCGCGGGGUGCGCAUCGUCUCCAGAGGUCGGGCGCAGCUGUUCGCGCUGAGCGCGCGGGGCGGCGGCUUGGUGACGGCGGGCAGGAUCGACCGCGAGGAGCUCUGCGCCCAGAGCGCGCGCUGCCUGCUCCACCUCAACGUCCUGAUGGAGAAUACCAUGAAAAUUUACGGAGUGGAAGUGGAAAUCGUGGACAUUAACGAUAACCCCCCGCGCUUCAGGGAUGACAGGUUAGAAGUCAAAGUCAGUGAACUGGCAGCCGCGGGGACGCGGCUGGCGCUGCCCUUUGCGCGGGACGCGGAUGUGGGGGUGAACUCCCUCCAGGGUUACCAGCUCAGCUCCAAUCCCCACUUCUCCCUGGAUGUGAAGAGUGGGCCCGACGGGCAGAGGUACCCAGAGCUGGUGUUGGGGCAGCCCCUGGACCGCGAGCAAAAGGCCACCCACGACCUCCUCCUCACGGCGUUGGACGGCGGGGAGCCCGUCCGCUCGGGCACCGCGCAGAUCCGCGUGACUGUCCUCGAUGCCAACGACAACGCGCCCCGGUUCAGCCGCGGCGAGUACAGGGCGAGCGUUCCCGAGAACACCCCCGUGGGCGCCCGGCUGCUCACGCUCGCCGCCACCGACGCCGACGAGGGCCCCAAUGGGAAAGUGACCUUCUCCUUCCGCAACGAAGAAGACCACAUCGCGGAGACCUUCCGACUGGAUCCCAGCCUGGGGGAGAUCUCCACGGUGCGCUCGCUGGACUAUGAGCAGACCCCUUCCUACCUCAUGGAGGUGGUGGCUCAGGAUGGAGGGGCUCUUCUUGCCAGCGCGAAGGUACUGAUCACGGUGCAGGACGUGAAUGACAAUGCCCCCGAAGUGAUCCUCACCUCCCUCACCAGUUCCGUUCCUGAGGACUGCCCACCUGGAACCAUAAUUGCACUCUUUAGCGUGCAUGAUGGGGAUUCUGGACAGAAUGGGGAGGUUUCGUGUUCUAUCCCUGGGAAUUUGCCUUUUAAAUUGGAGAAAUCUGUUGAUAAUUACUAUCAUCUAUUAACAACAAGGCCUCUGGACAGAGAAGAGACUUCGGAUUAUAACAUCACGGUCACUGUUACGGAUGGUGGGACACCGCCCCUAUCUACAGCAAACCACAUCUCCCUGAAAGUAGCAGACAUCAAUGACAAUCCACCUGCCUUCUCUCGUGAUGCUUACUCCACUUCCAUCCCAGAAAACAACCUCAGAGGUGUCUCCAUCUUCUCCGUGACUGCCCACGACCGGGACAGUGGUGACAAUGCUCAAGUCACUUACUCCCUGGCUGAACACACAUUCCAGGAAGCUCCUCUCUCCUCCUACGUCUCCAUUAACUCCGACACUGGAGUGCUCUAUGCACUGCAGUCCUUUGAUUAUGAGCAGAUAAGAGAGUUGCAACUACUGGUGACAGCCAGCGACACUGGGAGCCCUCCACUGAGCAGCAGCGUGUCGGUGAGCUUAUUUGUUCUGGACCAGAAUGACAACAUCCCGGAGAUCCUGUACCCAGCCCUUCCUACUGAUGGUUCCACGGGUGUGGAGCUGACGCCUCGAUCUGCAGAGCCGGGAUACCUGGUGACCAAGGUGGUGGCCGUGGACAAAGACUCAGGACAGAAUGCCUGGCUGUCCUACCGCCUGCUCAAGGCCAGCGAGCCGGGGCUCUUCACGGUGGGGCUGCACACGGGUGAGGUGCGCACGGCGCGGGCCCUGCUGGACAGAGACGCGCUCAAGCAGAGCCUCGUGGUGGCGGUGCAGGACCACGGCCAGCCGCCCCUCUCGGCCACCGUCACGCUCACCAUCGCCGUGGCUGACAGCAUCCCGGAGGUCCUGGCUGAAUUGGGCAGCAUCAACACCCCCACCCACCCCCAAGAUUCAGACAUCACGCUCUACCUGGUGGUGGCCGUGGCUGUGGUCUCCUGUGUCUUCCUGGCCUUCGUCAUUGCGCUGCUGGCGCUCAGGCUUCGGCGCUGGCACGCAGUGCGCCUGCUUCAGUCUUCUAGAGGCAGCAUGGCAGGUGUGCCAAACUCCCACUUUGUGGGCGUGGAUGGGGUACAGGCUUUCCUGCAGACCUAUUCCCACGAGGUCACGCUCACCACUGACUCUAGGAAGAGCCACCUGAUCUUUCCCCAGCCCAACUAUGCUGACAGGCUUAUCAGCGAAGAGAGCUGUGAGAAAAGUGAGCCUCCUCUGAUAGCCAGCAAGAUGGAUGCAAACAAAGAAGACCCUGGAGGUGCUCAGGUCAGUUUUCUCUUUCGAUAAGAAUGGUCCAAGCAUUUUCUUCUAUCGCUUUCCUGCCAAAGUCAAAAUUGGGCAAUUGUAGAGUGAAUUUGUUAUUUGCUCUAUUGGAAAUUAACUUGAUUUUGUUUGAUAGUUGAUAUUCUCUGUUUAUUUUCAAAUUAUAU